This is a messenger RNA of Aureobasidium melanogenum CBS 110374, 799 nucleotides long. RefSeq lists its product as uncharacterized. The record is from RefSeq and is a predicted model, not a curated record. The annotation marks the transcript as partial. The transcript is spliced from 2 exons. NCBI's taxonomy places the organism in Eukaryota, Fungi, Ascomycota, Dothideomycetes, Dothideales, Saccotheciaceae.
AAAACGAGUGAUUUUGGUGUACAAUCCCGACCGAAGAGUCACAGACUACCAGCUGCGUGAUAUAUGCAAAGCUAUUAUUGACAAGUACACUGGUACAAGCUCACAAACAUGGAAAGAGCCCACUGAUAUCAAGAUCCCACAAGAAGGCCACGCAAAUGAAAGCGGUAUGCGUGUCUUGCUUACAGCUCUCAAUAUCGUCGUUCGGAAGCCUUUCCCAAAAGCUUACGAUGUUGAUCAAUGGCGGCUUCUGUUUACAUCUGUGGUCCAAGGAUCUCCUGUGGCAUUAGAGCACGACAAACGGGUUUUUGCCGACUUCCCUAAUUAUGACUUCGAACUUGUAAAGCUGAGUGUUGAUGAAUUAAAGAAGCUAUUAGACCAAUGUGAAACGGCUGAUAGCAGAUUGACUAGACGGAUACAAUCUGCAGAUGAUCACAUCUCAACGAUUGCAAGGCUCCAUUCCAGCCUCGACCUGAGCCUUCAGAUGAUCAACACGGAACUCGAGCGAGACUCGAACCAUUAUCAAGCGUGCUUGCAAAGAUCUCGUCAUCUGCAAGACACGUCUGACAUAGAGCUCCAAAAAUUGUUGUCCGAACGUAUACAAGAAUAUGAGAGCAAAAAGUAUCAGCUUCUGCAGCAAAAAACCCACUCAAGUGUACUUCUGCAAGCUGCAUACAAUAUUCACGACAGUAUGGUCGCGUACCUAGAAUCAGAGCGGACAGAUUUUGACAGAAAAGUACGGCCCAUUAUUCAGUCAUUGGUGGGUAACUUGAGUUGGAACAACGGACACGACUUUGAAUGA